AUGUUAUCUGCGAUUACUAAAGGUAUUAAUGUUCCAGCAAAAGAUAUCCCUGGAGCACGUUUCACCCGAAGAAGGGAUGUCAACUCACAAUCUCUACUGGAAAAUACUUGCAACAGCAAACGUCUGGACCUCGUCUUCAUCAUUGACAGCUCUCGCAGUGUACGUCCUUAUGACUUUGAGAAAGUGAAGGAGUUCAUUUUAACCAUCUUGCAGUUUCUGGACAUCAGUCCUGAUGCCACUCGAGUAGGUCUGAUCCAGUACGGCAGCACAGUCAAGCAGGAGUUCUCCCUGAAGACGUUCAGGAGGAAGCAGGAUAUUGAAAGAGCAGUGAAGAGGAUGAUGCACCUGGCGACCGGCACCAUGACUGGACUGGCUAUUCAGUAUGCAGUGAACAUUGCGUUUUCAGAGUCAGAAGGAGCUCGACCUCUGAAGCAGAAUGUGCCCCGAAUUAUCAUGAUAGUGACAGAUGGGAGACCUCAGGAUCCAGUGGCAGAGAUUGCUGCUAAAGCUCGGAACUCGGGUAUCCUGAUUUUUGCCAUUGGAGUGGGAAGAGUAGAUAUGAACACGCUGAAGUCCAUUGGGAGUGAACCGCAUGAAGAGCAUGUGUUUCUGGUUGCUAAUUUUAGUCAGAUUGAAACACUGACCUCUGCCUUCCAGACUAAACUUUGUGUACCCCAUAUGUGCAGCACAGUUGAGCAUCGCUGUGAUCACUUCUGCAUAAACACUCCUGGCUCCUACGUAUGCAGAUGUAAACAGGGAUACAUCCUGAAUGCUGACGAGAAGACUUGCAGCACUCAGGACCUUUGUGCUGUGGAGAAACAUUCCUGUGAGCAGAUUUGUGUGAACACACCUGGGUCUUACGUGUGUCAGUGUUAUGAAGGGUAUGAGCUUGAUGCAAAUGGAAAGAAUUGUGUCGUUUUAGACUACUGUGCUUUGGAUAACCAAGGUUGCCAACAUGAAUGUGUUAACACUGAGGACUCCUAUUACUGUAGAUGCCACUCAGGGUUCAUUUUAAAUCCAGACAGAAGAACUUGCAGAAGACCAGACUAUUGUGCUCUUCAAGACCAUGGCUGUGAACAGGAAUGUGUUAAUACAGAUGAUUCCUAUUUUUGUCAGUGCCAAGAAGGGUUUAGACUUAAUCCAGAUAAGAAAACAUGCAAAAUAAACUUCUGUGCUUUAGGUCAGCAUGACUUUGAGUGUGAAUGCAUUAACAUGGAAGAGUCAUUUGUGUGCAAGUGACAUCCUGGACACUCCUCACAACGUGCAGGCAAUACGUGCAGAAACAAGUUGGACCACUGUGCUGAAAGCAAUCACGGCUGUGAGCAACUGUGCCUAAAUACUGAUGACUCCUACGUCUGUCAGUGCUCUGAAGGAUUUGUCAUCAAUGAGGACCUAAAAACCUGCUCACGAGUUGACUAUUGUGCUCUGAAUGAUCAUGGCUGUGAACAUUUGUGUGUAAAUGGCGACAGAUCUUACACUUGUCAGUGUUUUGAAGGAUACAGGCUUCGUAACGAUGGGAAAAUGUGUAAACAUAAAGACAUUUGCAGUUCAGUUGAUCAUGACUGUGAACAUGUUUGUGUUAAUGCUGAUGAAUCAUACAUCUGCCAGUGUUUUGAGGGAUUUGCACUAAGAGAAGAUGGAAAAACAUGCAGAAAUAAGGACAUCUGCAAAUCAGUCAGUCAUGGCUGUGAACAUCUUUGUGUUAAUAAUGACGAUUCAUACACUUGCCAAUGCCAUGAUGGAUUUGUACUAAGGCAAGAUGGGAAGACAUGCCGAAGCAAGGAUAUUUGCAAAUCAGUCAACCAUGGCUGUGAACAUGCUUGUGUUAAUGCUGGUGAUUCAUUUGUUUGUGAGUGUCAGGAGGGAUUCCUGCUAAGAGAAGAUGGAAAAACGUGCAAAAGAUGCACUGAAGGCCCCCUUGACCUAGUGUUUGUGAUUGAUGGAUCCAAAAGUCUCGGAGAGGAUAAUUUUGAAAUUGUAAAACAAUUUGUCUCAGGAGUCUUGGAUACACUUGAGAUUUCACCCAAAGCUGCUCGAGUUGGUUUGCUUCAGUAUUCCACUGAAGUUCGCACAGAGUUUACAUUAAAGCAGUUCAGCUCAGCCAAAGACAUGAAGAAAGCUGUAUCGCAAAUGAAAUACAUGGGGCGGGGUUCCAUGACGGGACUAGCUCUGAAGCAAAUGUUUGAGAGAAGCUUCACAGAAACAGAAGGAGCAAGACCAUUUUCAGCAAAUGUCCCUCGAAUUGCCAUCGUGUUUACAGAUGGACGAGCCCAAGAUGAAGUCUCUGAGUGGGCUGCUAGAGCAAAGCGAAAUGGUAUAAUUAUCUAUGCCAUUGGAAUAGGAAAAGCAAUUGAGGAAGAACUGCUGGAAAUUGCUUCUGAGCCAUCAUAUAAACAUCUGUUCUAUGCUGAGGAUUUUACAGCUAUGGAGGACAUAAGUGAAGAGCUGAGAGCCCAAAUCUGUGAAG
This is a messenger RNA of Mesitornis unicolor (brown roatelo), 2467 nucleotides long. It is a transcript of the gene MATN2, whose product is annotated as matrilin 2. The annotation marks the transcript as partial. NCBI's taxonomy places the organism in Eukaryota, Metazoa, Chordata, Aves, Mesitornithiformes, Mesitornithidae. The record is from RefSeq and is a predicted model, not a curated record. Gene Ontology annotation, molecular function: calcium ion binding. The transcript is spliced from 15 exons.